CCUCCCUUUUCCGCCUUUUCAUUCAUUUCACAAUUCAAGAAAUCUUCUUCUGGGGUAGCAAAUCAAGAUGCUGAAAUCCGGGCUCUUCGGGCGCAAGAAAACGGCGGGGACGCCGUUCGCGGAGUUCUACAACAAGUGGUUCGAAACCCUGUCGACGACCCUCCUCCCCCAGCUCCGGUGCGCCCUGUCGUCCUUAGCCGCCCCUCCCGCCCUCCUGUCGAUCCACGUGGAGGCGAUGCACCACCACCUCCAGUCCUACUACAACUCCCUCGACGAGGCCGCGGCCGCCGACGUGGCACUCUGCCUCUCCCCCGAGUGGCGCAACUCCCUCGAGAAGCCCUUCCUCUGGCUCGCCGACCUCCACCCCUACCUCUUCACCAACCUCCUCCGAUCAUUCCUCGAUGAUCAAGACUCAUCCGACUCCGACCAGGAAGAGCCCGCCGCCUGGCCCGUGGCGGCCGCGUGGCGGAGCCCCUCCAAGGUGCUGACGAUGCGGGUGGACCAGAUCGAGUGCGGCCUGCGGCUCAUGGCGCCGGCGCUGGCGGCGCGGGGGCGGGAGGCGCAGGCGAAGCUGGUGAGGGAGGUGGGGGCGGACUGGGAGGGGAGGGACGUGGUCAAGGCGGCGGUGGAGGCCGAGAUGGAGGAGCUUGUUGGGGUCGUGGUGGACGCCAACCGGCUGCGGCGGAGCGUGCUGGCGGAUGUGCUCAGCGUCACCAAUGUGUAUCAGGCGGCGCUGUUUCUGGAAGCGGUGGCGACGUUCUUGGUGGGGUUUAGGGAUAAGGAUUUGCUUCAGGAGUUUGAGGGCUGCGAGAAGCCUAUCAAUGUCAGUUCUACCGAGUAAUCAUCGCUUAAUUAUGAUUCUUGCCUUUUCUGAAUUAGGGUUUUCAUUUCUAACCAUUUUCUUUUAUUUCUUUUUUUUUUGGGGGUGGGGGAAAGAGAAGAUCAAUUGUUAGGGGGAUUCACGAAAUUUCAGUUUAUCUGGAGUUUGUGUAUGUGUUUUUUUUGUAAAGAAUUGUUUUUAGAGAUAUUGGGUACAUUUGGAUUUGUAGAACUGUUUUGUAAAGUCUC
Messenger RNA from Salvia splendens (bonfire salvia), 1068 nucleotides. It is a transcript of the gene INP1, whose product is annotated as transcription factor. The record is from RefSeq and is a predicted model, not a curated record. Gene Ontology annotation, molecular function: sequence-specific DNA binding. Lineage: Eukaryota; Viridiplantae; Streptophyta; Magnoliopsida; Lamiales; Lamiaceae. Gene Ontology annotation, biological process: DNA-templated transcription. The transcript has a single exon. The coding region runs from base 68 to 841 and encodes 257 amino acids.